CCAUGGAGUGCUGACAGAUCUCAAUGUGACCUGUCACUUUCAUACGUCGGGCUACAUAUCCCGGUAUCCCGCUGCUCAGACCCAUGUUUACCUGGAAGCCGGAAAAUGGCGAGACCAACAAUUCACACCUGCUGCUAUGACUGCGUCCCAUGUUCAGAAGGAGAGAUAUCCAAUAUAACCGAUUCUGACAGCUGCAUUAAAUGCCAAAGUGAUGAAUGGCCUAAUGAGAAGAGAGACCGAUGCCGGCCCAAAGUAGUGGAAUUCAUCUCUUACCAGAAUGACACCAUUGCUUCUGUCUUCUCCUGUGUCUCGGUCUUCGGAUGUCUUGUGACCGGCUUCAUAUUUGGAAUAUUCAUUUCCCAUCGAGACACUCCUAUUGUUAAAGCCAAUAACAGGAACCUGAGUUAUCUCCUCCUGGUCUCCAUCAUCCUCAGCUUCCUCUCUGUCUUCUUGUUUCUGGGUCGUCCCAAUGAUGUGACUUGUAGAUUACGUGAAACCAGUUUUGGAAUCUUCUUCUCAGUAGCCGUCUCUUCACUUCUCGCCAAGACUGUGAUGGACCUGGACACUGACUCUUAUCCUGGGAAGAUCAUCAUUCAGUGUAAUGAAGGCUCAGAUAUCUGGUUCUACUCCAUGUUGGGUUAUCUGGGGUUCCUGGCAGCUGUGAGCCUUGUUCUGGCUUUCAUGGUGAGGACAUUACCGGACAGUUUUAAUGAGGCCAAGUACAUCACCUUCAGCAUGCUGGUGUUCUGCAGCGUCUGGAUCUCCAUGAUCCCGGCUUAUCUGAGCACUAGGGGAAAGAACAUGGUGGCUGUGGAGAUAUUUGCAGUAAUGGCUUCCAGUGCUGGACUUUUAAGUUGUGUAUUUUUCCCAAAAUGUUUUAUUAUUUUGUUUAAAUCUGAAAUGAACAGAAAAGCUGACCUGCUGGGGAAAAGAAUGAACUGA
Molecule: messenger RNA, 942 nt
Organism: Bufo bufo (common toad)
Lineage: Eukaryota; Metazoa; Chordata; Amphibia; Anura; Bufonidae
Product: vomeronasal type-2 receptor 26-like
Exons: 4
Coding region: 106-942 (278 amino acids)
Biological process (GO): G protein-coupled receptor signaling pathway
Cellular component (GO): membrane
Molecular function (GO): G protein-coupled receptor activity
Source: RefSeq, a predicted model, not a curated record